Molecule: messenger RNA, 5537 nt
Organism: Uranotaenia lowii
Lineage: Eukaryota; Metazoa; Arthropoda; Insecta; Diptera; Culicidae
Exons: 5
Coding region: 143-5461 (1772 amino acids)
Source: RefSeq, a predicted model, not a curated record
GAUUUUCUGAAUCGAAGUUACCUUUGCAUAGAUUAGUUCCAAACUCUCAAAUUGAAAGUUCAAAAUUUUAAUUUUUUUUGUACAUUUUUUUAAAUUUUACAUUCUAGCAAAAUCACGACUAAAUUUCAAGUAACCUGUUAUAAUGAAACCGAAAGAAGAUCCGUCAUCCAGACCAGGAAGAGGUCGACCAAUUCAGACCUCGGACAUUCACCUCGUCAUCGAUGUUUACGAUGAUGGCCGCCUUCAGGUGGCUCAAGUCGAUGAACAAACGGACCUGGAAAUGGGUCCUUGUCCUCCGACAAUGUAUGAUGGAACCUUCCGAGGGACUUUCGAGGAGGACGACGAUUCAAGCACGGAUCUCACUUUCUCGGAUGAAUCGACUCUUGGUGAGGACUAUUCGGGUUUUGUAGAAGAUGAAAUCGCAACCGUGGAUAACCAAGGCAAGGAACCUCGCAGUGGUCAAUUGGGACCGAUCAGUGAUUCCAUUUCCAUCAUUGGAAAUGUGAGAGGAAGUGCUGUUGGUGCCAUCAUAGACCAAUCUCACACUAUCCUGAUGCAGCUGGUGGAAAAAUCAAGCAGUUGUUCCCACCGCGGGGUCAUAGAUUACAUCAAAACCGUCAACGAUUUAAUAGAUAACGAAGAUUCGAUUAUAGUUGUUCAAUAUCCGAGUGCACAAGACUCGCAUUGCUCCAAAACCUGUCCUGAUGAACAAUUGAGCACAGCUCGAUCCAUGCUGGCUAACACCGAAGAAGUGCUGGAAAAGGUCGAAGGGUCCAACCGAAAAUCGAUACUAGUAAGGCUGCAGAAAACCUUGGAUGAGAUGCUGAAUCAACCGGAAGAAACGAUAGUGGUGCGUUCGAUAGCAGGGGAAAAUCAACAGGGACAAACCAUCGACGAAGAUACGUUCAUGGGAUUCUAUAUAUCUCAAGAAGAGUCGGCCCUAUACAUAAGAAAAAGCGAAUCAAAAAAGACUCAAUCAGACGAAGAAUCCGAAAGUGAGGAAGGUAAAUGUCAAGGUCUGCAGGACUUCCUCGAAAAAACCAUAAGCGACCAGGAGCGAAUUCUCGAAGAUGCCUUCAGUACUGCACCGGAUGUCAUCAUCGGAAGUGUACUGGAUGAAAUUUUCGCUCUGUUACUGUAUCCGGAUGAGUCGCUUGGAAUUGUGCGAACCACUUCCACUCUCUUUCCGGCCAGUGGCGAACGGGAGGAGUUGAUGCUUUCGAUGGUCGAUCGGUUUCAGCAGAUUAUCCAAAGCUCCACCGAGAAGCUGAUCGUGCAAACGCACUCGGACGCUGCCAGAAGUUCUAAGAUUUACCAGCUGAAGCAAGAAUUCGAUCAGCUUGCGCAACCGGCCGAAGUGAGUAGCCACGGGUCCUCCAUUACUAUUCAGGAACUAAACGACAAAGUGAUCGGCGUUUACAGCUAUCCGGGUGGGUCACUGGUCAUCCAAACUUCCAGCAAAAACUGGAUCAAAACCGGAAACGCUCGCAAUGCCGAAGAUGUGAUGAUCAGCAUCCGGAUGGUGGUGGAACGAUUCUUGAAAAACAACGACUUGACUGAGCAGGACUUGAAAAGUAUUGCUACGCUGAUUGGUCAAGUGUUUCACUGCGAGAAAGUUCAGCUGGAGGAGCACUUUUUGUUGCAACCCGUUCUAGAAAAGAUACGAGUCGUUUCCUGCCGGGUGCUGAACCCUGAGGAAAAUGAGAAUGCUUUGCAGAUUGUCAAUCAGAUUAGGGAAGUUUUGGAAAAUAUUGCUCAAUAUGAAAGUUUAACCGGUGCAUCCGGGGAUGAAAUCGAUUGGGACUGUUUGCGUUAUUACUUCGAUGAAUUAAUAUGUGACAGGGACACUAAUUUUGAUCAUGAUUUGGUAGUGUUGGGUCUAAGGAAGGCACUGUUGAUUGUUUUGGUGCGACAUGAAAUGUCGCUGUCGUACGCCUUGAGCCAACUGAUGGAUCUGCUUAAAAGUGUUCCAGCAGAAGCAGUAACUAGUCACUUGUCGAGAACAAUCAUCAGUUGUCCUGGAAUGAUCUCGAUUGCAAAUGAUUUGUCUCAUAACACAUCAUCUCAGUUGGAUGAUGCCAGAUCGAUGGAAGUUAUUCAGAGAGUGCACGAUCUCCUGAGUGCGGAAAGUGAGCUGCAUCAGGGCUACUGGAUGCAAUGGUUUUCAACGUUUCAAGCUCUUCUGCUCUCUAUUUUGGCAGUGAUCUCCAGUUGGGGUGGAAAAGUUAAACAGUUCAUCCAACAACCGUUUCCAUCGGCGAUUGAAAGUGCACCAGUUGAAAUACCCACUCAAAAGCCAUCUGUAUCGUUUCAUUUGGUUAACGAUUCAGAAGAAGAAACUCCUCCGGAUCUGUCCCUAGAGCUGGAAAGAGAACGACAAAACAUCAACGAAACCAUUGAUGAGUUGGAACAGUUUCUUAUAACAUCUCUCCACAUUCCCGAUAGUUGGCAACACACCUACACCGAUCAGCUACGUGCUCAAGAUCACCGAAGUUCACAAAAUGCCAAGAAUCGCAUGGUGGACAUCUUUACCCAGCUAUUGGAAGAAUCGGCGAAGCGGAAACCCUCCGGAGUGGCUGCAGAUUCAGUUCACCUGCAGAUACAAUCAGCUUCCGGUAACAUGGAUCGAGUCCAGGAAGGAAACUGCGUGCUUCUCAAGGGUAGCGUUCGUGACCCGCACGAAAACUUGGCUCUCUUCUUUGAAGCCCGCUUGGUUGAUUUAGCUGGCCAAGCUACCGAUGAGUCUCAUGACGAAUCUGUGAUGGAAGUUCGUCGUUUGUCCAAUUACACGGAAGAAGCUGAGGAAGCGGAAGAACCGAAAGUCGAAGAAACGACAGCCGAAGAACCGGAACCAGAAGUAAUAUUUCCCGUAAGUUCUUCGGCCUGUGACGAGUCGGGCAACGAAUUCACAUUCGAAAUGACGGAAACUAGCGUUCAGACGAGUUUUGAAGAAAUGAGAGUGGGAAUAUUCUCUAGCAUGACGGCAGAAAAUAUUCAAGAAUAUCUGUAUGAAUUUUUGGCUUCGAUACAGCAAUCGGUCCGGGGUUCUAUUGCUCCACUGGAAGAUAACCUCAAUGAGUUGCUUGGCAAGAUGGCGGAGGCUGGCAGCGAGAAAAUUCAGGAAAUCAAAACCAGCAUUGCGCAAACCACUAGCAGUGUCAUAUCGACCUACAUUGUGGAUUACCCGGACGGUCAGACUGACGAUAACGGCUUACCUUCACCGAGUACAGAGCUUGAUCACACCAACGCCUCCAACUUGUCCUUGAAAAGCCUCGAAGGAGCCACCAUUGAAUCGAGAGCAACCUACACUCAACCAUACCCCUCUCAUUCGGACCGGAAGCUGGAGUGCAUGGAGCGAGACCUGCACGAAAUUAAGGAAAAACUUGAACUUCUGGCCCGCAUCAUCGCGGAACAGAGCAGUGAGAAAGUUGCUGCAACUGUUCCUGUUCCCGUUCCUGAAAAAAUUGAGGUCGCUCCACCGCCUUUGGAAACACAAAAUUUACCGGAGAGAGUCACAUUUGAACCAACUGCACCGUUGCUAGAGGAUUUGUCAUCGGAUCGGGCUUCGGAGAUACCAUCAACGGUUGCGGCUCACGAAACGUCUCACGAAGCUCGCGGAGGCCGAGUAUCAUCGUUCGGGGUGUUUGAAGAUUCGCACGAAUGCGUUUGCGAUGAAGAAGGUCUUGUGGUUUGUCAGCAUCAUGAGAAAGUUAUCGCCCCGUGCCCACCGUCAAGUCAGAUCGCUGUAGACAGCCAACGGGACACGAUUCACGAAGAUUUGGAUGCCGUCGAGUUGGAAAACAUGUUGGAAGAGUACCGUCGAUCUACCAUUGGGCAAAACGUUGAUUUAUUGGCGCUGGAACACAUUGGAUCCGGUGAGGAACAAUUGUCUGAAAGAGCAGUUAGUCCAGUUGAGGUUGCUGAACCAGAGGAACAUUUGAGUGUUAUCGAAACGGACAUAUCGCUGGAAAUUCAACUGACGGAAACUUCUCAGGAGACCAAUUUGAACAUUCAGGUAACCGAUGUGUCGAAGAAGCGCAAGGCGGAAGUUGGUCCUUCCAGAGAACCUGCCCUUAUAGAGAAAGUCCUUAGCACUAUCGAUACGGAUUCGUUGUUGAAGGUUGCAGCUGCUGCUCCAUUAGUUGAAGAGUCCUGGUCGGAGUUGUCUUUCGAGGACGCUGUUGAGUGCCUGGAGACGGAGUUGUUCGUUGAUCAUGUAGAGCGGUCAAGCGAAAAGGUUGAGCUAGUUUUGCCAAGCGAGCCGGAGCCUAGCAUAGCUUUGUUACCAGUGCCAAUAGUGGAAGUCGAAGCUCCUGAAGUACAAGAAGUUUUGGAGGAAACGAAGGGAUUGCCAAUUGAACCAGAAGAACUUGUGGAGGAAGAAACUCAACUUGUUGAGGAACCUGCAGAAGAAAAAGGUGAAGAGUUGAUUACAGAACUGCCACCUGUUGCAGAAGGAGUUGUUGAAGAAGAAGUUGUUGUAGAGGAAGCCGUUGAAGAGAAAGUCAUUGAAGAGAAAGUCGUUGAAGAGGAAGCCGUUGAAGAGGAAGUCGUUGAAGAGGAAGUCGUUGAAGAGGAAGUCGUUGAAGGGGAAGUUGUUGAAGAACCUCCUACAGAAGAGUCUGUCAUUAAACAGCCUGAUGAAGGUCCAGCAGAAGAAAAAUCGGCCAUUCAAAUCGCGUCUAUGAAGAUUAUGGGCCAAGACGAUGCGGAUACGGUGGUGGAAGUAACCGUCGAUAUUACCUCCAAAGACAGUUCAGCUGAACAAGUUGUGCAAGAAGUGGUUUUGGACGAAUCGGAAAGUCAUCCUACGGAACCCAAGUAUAGAUCAAUUUCUUUCAACGAAGAAGUUGCGGUCACCCAGGAUAUCGAUACGAUCGCUUCCGAAGAGAGUAAAGUUUCGAUAACUUCGGUACAGCUGGCAGAUCAGAAACACAGAGGCUCGUCGAAUUCAACACUAGACGGCCAAACACUGGAACCAGCUUCUCCUAAACGUCCAAGUGCGUUAAAGAAGUCUUCUCAGCAAUUUGUAGAACAUCAACAGAUGCAGCUGGAUGAGAUUCCGGUCCGUGAUGGGGAACCAUCUCGGAGACCACCGGGGACAGCAGCCCAUGAGGCAGAACGUUGUGAGCUGCUCUGGAACUAUCGAGAUGUCAUGAGUCGCAACGAGCAGGAAAAGUCCAUAGUUCCGGCAAACAUCUAUAGCUGCCAUCAGGUGGCAGACAAUCAACUUAUGAUCCAUUGGAAUGUGGAGAAAGAAUACUUGAGCGAUAUUUGCGGGUAUGAGGUUUAUGUGGACGGUGAAGUUCGAUCGAUCUGUUACUCGGCGAAACGGCGCACAGCCCUGCUGGAAAACAUCGACUGCAACCGAGAACAUCACAUCGCCCUGUACUGCAAUCCGCAGCGAUCCAUUGCGGAAUUCAUUCGAUGGUCACCCUGGGUUUGUAUUUAUCACCGGUGAAUCGGAUGGAAAGACGAAAACACUUUCGGAACUACAGUUUCGUUCAGUUACUUUUAUUGUUUCUUCUGCUCUUCAA